CAACCCGCCACUCCAAAAACAGAAUCCACGGGACAAAGAGUCUCAGCUAAUUAGCUGGAGCGGCCGUAAAGAACGGGGGCCGUGGAGGUCAAUAAGGCACCCCUUGCGUCGACUCGAGUUGGACCGCUCAACCCUCCCUCUCUCUCAGUCCCCGUCUUUCCCCCCUUUUCCCGUACUUCGUUCCCCCCUACUCCAUCACUGGUCUACAAUGCCCGGGGCAGCGCGGGGGAAAACCGAGGUGCCAGCUUCACGUUCCCUAUCCCCCCCCCCCCCCCCGAGUGAACAACUCAUUAUCAUUCGUCAGUCAGAGCGCUCUUCUUAUUUUUUAUGUAUUUUUUUUUAGAGUGAGUGUGUGUGUACCCCGUUCGGCAAUUUAUAGUGAACGAGUCGACCAGACCGCGGUAGGAUCGGGGUACGAGAGCACACCCGCCGGCAGGGACCCGUGAAACCACUCGCCCAUCGCAUUUAGCAAGCUGAGCUGAGUCGGUACGCACAACGCUACACAUACACACCACUACAAUCCGACCACACUCCCCGGCGCUGUACCUCCAUGACGUCACGAGCGGAACAUCUCUUGCACCCCUACGCAUGCUCAGAGAGGGGCACGGCUAAGUACCCUCCACGAAAAAACAAAGCCUUUGUCAGUCACCUCCGCCGUAUCGAUUGAGCCAGGGUCGGUACCGCAGUGUGCCGUCAGAGUUUGCUUUGCCCGUGUGCUCACUCUCUCUACCCCUUGUACGUACCGCUGGAUAUUACUCGACAACACUCCGUGGUCGCUCCAGCCCUUUACCGAUAUCCACGCACCACACGGCUACCCGCAGCACCCCGUUGUCGACCCAUCAGAGUUUCCCCUUCACGCGCUGGUCACCAAAAAAAAACACAAGGAUUUCACCGGUGAUUACAGCUGGUCGUCACCUCUGGAACAGACAAAAUCAAGACGGGCUGGGAGUUUUCUUAGGGGUGCUCCGACGCUGUGCCUUUGGACUUCAACAUAAGACAAGCGUAUUGGACUCGGCAAGUCAGCAUCCAAAAUGUGGAAGAGAGGUUUGAGACGUAAACCACACGCUAAGGCAACUGAGGACGAUGCUUCGUUAUCAAGUGCAGACACAGAAACUAGUGAGCCAAGCUACGCCUCAGAAUCAGCGCUCCACGCCCCCAGUAAUGAAGACACAGUCAGCAGACCAGACAGUGACAGAAUAACGCCCCAACCUCUAGACCUUAAGAAAGAAGAGAGUUCAGCGAAAAACAACAACACAAGACCGGGGUCGCCCGCACCAGAGGACGGCCAACGGAAAGCUCCGCACGAACCCGACACUCAGGUAAUGACAGAGACCCGCGCCCGCACGGCCCUAGGCCGGGCACCCCCUGAAUUAAAUCAGGAGGACAAAUCCCAGGCGGAGGAUGGCGAGGAGGAUGAGGAGGAGGAUGAGCGGGGUUAUAGUUCAGAGGUCAAAGGUUACAGCAGCGCUGGUGGCUAUGACCCGCAGCGAUACACAACCUCGUCCAACGGGUUCGGCUACAGUUCCCUGGUCGGCACGUCAGUCCACCCGCCACCGGAUGGGGCACGGGACACACCCGAGGAUCUCUCGGUGACAAAGGAUGACGAUGAUGAUGACGACGGUGAUGACGACAGUGAUAAACUCAACGAGACAACGCCCGGGGUCGACCCAGAGAGACUCAAGGCCUUCAACAUGUUCGUCCGCCUCUUCAUUGACGAGAAUCUCGACCGUAUGGUGCCCAUCUCCAAACAGCCUAAGGAGAAGAUUCAGGCCAUCAUCGAGGCCUGCUACCGACAGUUCCCCGAGUUCCACGAGCGAGCCCGCAAACGCAUCCGUACCUACCUCAAGUCUUGCCGCCGUAUGAAACGCCACCGUGAUCAGAACGGGCUUGACUCGGUACGCUCCCAAAAUACGAUGCGUCCGACACCCCCUCAUCUGACCUCGGCCAGAGCAGAGCAGAUCUUAGCAGCUGCUUGUGAGAGUGAGAGCGAGAACGCCAAGAGGUUAAGAAUGGAGCUCAUGCAAGCCGGACACACGCAGACUGAAACGCGGAUGGAGACAUCGCCCCAUCAGUCCCAGCCUACUCCGCCGUCCCGCGUCACGUACGAGGAGUCGCCCAAGCACGCCUCGCCACGGCCCGUGGACUACCGCUUUGCAAACGGCGUCAGCGCGCAUGACCCGUACUAUGGGAGUAUCGCCCCGCACCAACCACACAUGAUGCAGCCUUCUCAACAUGCACAGAUGUCCAACGGCCCGACGGACCUCAGUGUGAAAAAGUUGCCUUCAAAACCCCAGCUGAGCCCCACGGAAAUUGCCAACAUCCGACAGCUGAUCACCAGCUACCGCGAGUCGGCGGCGUUCCUGUACCGAUCGGCGGAGGAACUCGAACAGAUGCUCCUGCAGCUGAACUGAGAGUAGAGAGUCUCGGCGUGAGCCGUAGAGAGGAUGGAGUACGGGGAGGAGAUGAAACAACAAACGAGUCUGAUUGAGUCUGAGAAAACCCAAGCCAAGCUGAAAAAUUCCAGUUUUACGGAGUUACGGUUUGGUCCCGUUACGCCUUAUUAACGUUUCACUUUGCAUCUCGUAAGUUAACUUUCAUCAAUUUACUUCGUUUUGUGUUGUGAGCAGUCAUAUUUACAAGUAUACAAAACUAAUACAGCAAUCGCUGUUAGUGAAGUGGUGCCACAUUCACGCACAAGUUGCCUGCGUUCUUAGUUUAAGGUGCGACGCCGCGCAAAAAAAUUGGUGAAAGGAGCACAGAGUGUGCACGUACCACCUACGCGCACCUCAGUAAAAGGCUUCUAAUUUUAAUCAGAUAAGUCUUAUGUGUACACAUAGCUUUGGGCAGGGCAAAAUUCCAUAACUGGCCAUGACAAUCUUUGAGUGAGUAGAGACGUGUGGAGCUCACAGUGUUCACAAGAAAGUACACGUAGGACAACGGAAUAUUUAUACGUCAGGGUUUUUUUUGGUUUCAUUUUUUUUUCUUCUUUCUGUAACUCUUUCAACGUUUAAAGGUACAGAUCUUAUAAAAAUUUAUUCCGCGUAACAAACAGUAAGUUAUUGAUAUUAUAUUUACUAUUUAAAAAGCAUUGCUUUUUUUGUAUCAGCAUCGUUUGAGUUUUCAUUUUCUUGCCCAAAGAUUUAAAAAAAAAAAAAAUUAGCAUUUAAUUUUCCUCGCAGACGAGGAAUUUAGCACAGUUUUUUUUGGGUCAAAGUUAGUAUUUAAAUAAAUAUUCUAUUUAUGUUUAUAGCGUAUUGCUUUACUUGAGGUUUUUUGUUUUUGUUUUGUUUUGAGAUUUAAGUUGAACACAUGUUGUUUUGUGGUUUCACAGCUGCACUGAGUACUGCAUAUCUGUAGAUGUAUGGAGAAAAUAAUGAAAGAAAAUGCUAAAAAAUGACUGAAAAAAUCACACGAGUGCAAUAUGGUGGACAAAUCUAGUGAAAUGGAAUGAAAUUACUAUGGAAAACUUCAUUAAAUCGAUUGGGGUACCAAAGAAAUAGUCAUAUAACCCAACUUCAGCGCUAUUGUUUCUGAGCCAGUAUGAUUGCAUACAAAACAUGGUUAUCCACUGAAAAAAAAGUUCACAAUUUUCAGGCAUUAUUUUUUCAAUAUUUUCGGACAUCUUUAAAAUUCUUUUGUGGAUGUAUUUCUGCAAAAUCAGAUUAAAAAAAAAUGAAAAACAAAUUAAUCAAUUAAUCAAUAUAACUGCAUGUGGGAACUUAAGAAUUUUGGACACUGACAUUUAUCAUUCGUGAGGUAUUCUAUCAAAAUGUAUAGUGAAAAUUUCAUUACGAAACUAUGAAGGGAAAAAAAGCAUUUUGCCAACUUAGACUUGAAAGAUUUUCUUUAACAGUAAAAUUAACAACUCCAUAUACAUAAAUUUGGUUAUAAUUCUGAAAUUAUAUAUAAUUUGAUUUUGUUUCUCAAAAAGUUUGCCAUAAUUUAAGGGUUUUGAUCAGAUUAUUGUAUUUCUGUGUAUUUUGUGUAGGCAGUAACCUUUUGUUCAUAUACGCAAUGAGAAAUUACAAUGCACUGGCAUUUACUGGGAAAAUAUGUAGGACAGACCAUAUAACAUCUCAGCUUUUACAUUCUUGAUAGUAAUAUUUAUUUCACUUCACAUAUUUAUUAAAAAUAUUAUAAUCUUCCAGCACAACUCAAGAAGUCAGAAAAGUGGUUGAAUCUUGCAUAUUUUUUUUUUCUUGCAGUAUUACCAUAGCAUUAAUAUUAAGUAUUUAUUUUUUUGUUGCGGACUUUUUCCUUCUGUGCAAUACACAUAUAUACUGUUAUAGACUCAGGUGUUGGGUUGUCAUGGAAACGCCAUAGAAAAGUUAUCCAUGUUACAGGGCCGGCAGUUUGUGCAACAUGUUGACUGUGUUUUUCAACUGAGUUCCUGAAACAUGUAUAAAUACGUGUUUCAUAUAUUUGGUGUUGGAAAUGCAGUCAAAUUAAUACGGAGAACCGUUUUAGCUGGGAAAGCAAUGCCACAAAACGCGAAGCAUUAAAACGAUUUUCAACGCAGCUACAGCGGUUUCAAAUAUGUAGAUUAGGUCAUUUACAUUUUUUCUCUGUGACAUAACGCAAGAGUUCAAGAAAGAUUGUCCUAUUUUUUUGUCUGUGAGAGAGGUACUUGUAAAGAUUUGUACAGAUAACGACGACUUUAAGAAAAAAAACUCUUUGAUACAAUAAUUUUUUGGUCUUGUUGACUUUGAGAAUCACGCUAGUUUUCAAAGAAGCACAAAGGCACUAUUUUGUAAAGUAAUUUGUACGGUGUGCUGUAGGGAUGCAUGUUUGCAGAACGUGAUACUAUAAUUAUCAAUUUUGUAAAAAAAAAAGAAACAAAAGAGUGCAACACACGUUGUAAAUUGGUAUAUUUGGUCAGGUUUUUUGUUGUUGUUUUUUCUUAUCGAUGCUUUUAUGUUAUUUGAAUGUAUACAGUUCAAAAUCUCUUUCUGGUGUAGUUUCGAAACAUUAUACGACUCAUGUUACGAGAAAAGUCUUGGUAAAAAUUCGCCAUAAUUUGUCCGAAAACAUGCAGAUUUAAAAGUUAUACCCAAUUGUUGGCUGUUGUUGACACCUCUGAGUCCGUGUUUAACUUUUUAAGCUCUAAAAGAAGUUUGACAAAGACGAGACAAAAUAUACUUAAAGAUACAAAUGAAAAUCCUAACAAGCCAGUGGUUAUUUUGGGUCAUCUAUUUACAUUUAUACCUUAAUUAACCGUCCAGUAUGAUUGACAAAGUUGUCAUCAUUUAUUUAUGGUUGAAAGUAAUUUAACCCAAAAGAGACAAAAAAUUAUGAAAAUUUUGCACUAUGUUUACUAAAGCUUCAUUUUAUUUUGAAAAAUUGUUUAAUUCCCAUAAAUAUGUGACCAUACUAAGAAAAAUGUUGAGCUUUUUGUGGCCAGUUAAUAAUUUAACAAAUAAUAAAUAAAUUGUUGAAAAGAAAAUGAGAAGAAAAAAAUUUAAAUUGCCCAAGCAACCGUUUGCAGUUAUAAUUAUUCGUAAGUCCAAAGAAAAAAAGUGAAAUUUUUUCCUUGUAUAUGAAAUCAUUGUAGAUUUUUGAUGUUCAGACUCUAUAUGACUAUUGUAUUGUAAACUGUACAUUUAUUUCACAGCUCUUAAAAUUUAUGUUGAAAGGGGAUUUGUUUUUUUUUCUUGUUGGAAAAAGUUUAUAUCUCAGUAAGUUUUGUUCAGUUUAUUUUGUCUGUUUAUCAACUCAAGUCAACUUUUGAAAUUUCUAAGUUCAACUCUUCAGGAAAAAAAAAACGAAAAAAAAAAAAUUACAAGUUAGCCUUGCAUGUUCUCAAACAUUUUACCGUUUCCACUUUUUUGACAAUUUUGCUAUGACUUUUGUGGGGUUUUGUACAAAAUUUUAAAACAGAAUUACUACAGAUUUAAAGCGUUAAUUUUACGAAAAGAUUGUUACAGAAAGUCGUAGUAUUACAGAAACAGAAACUAGGGAGUGAUUUGGUUGUUUUUUUUUCCUUUCUUGGACAAACUAAUUUAUGUGAAUAUUUGUUAAUGAGGAGUUCUAUUUAUCGGUAACCUGUAGAAGAAGUUGGUCACGUUAUUUAUUUAAUAUAUUCAUUAUGCACAUUUCUUUGAGAAGAAUAUUUCACUUGAUAUUUGAACAUGGGUUUAUUAUUGUAAAGUCACUGAGAAUAAAAAAAAGUUGGUAUUAAA
Molecule: messenger RNA, 6179 nt
Organism: Patiria miniata (bat star)
Lineage: Eukaryota; Metazoa; Echinodermata; Asteroidea; Valvatida; Asterinidae
Product: nucleolar protein 4-like
Exons: 8
Coding region: 1032-2411 (459 amino acids)
Source: RefSeq, a predicted model, not a curated record